AUGAAUUUACUCGAGCUUCGGGGCCGGCCUCUCGUCACCUUGAUCUUAGCCGUCUCCGGUAUUGACUUCUUACUGUUUGGUUACGAUCAAGGUCUUUUUGGUGGAAUCCUUGCCGGUGAAAGAUUUCAGAAUAUGCUCGGAAACCCUAGCUCUACCAUGACUGGACUCGUUACGGCCAUCUACGACAUCGGCUGCGCAAUCGGAGCCGUUACCGCCUUCAUUUUUGGCGAGCAAUUGGGCCGUAAACGUUCCAUCAUCUUGGCAAACAUCAUCGUCAUCAUCGGUGCAACCAUUCAGACUGCGUCCUACAGCUAUGCACAGAUGUUCGUUUCCCGCAUCAUCGCAGGUGUUGGCGUGGGACUCAGCACCGUUGCCGUUCCAAUCUUGCAAUCUGAGACUCUGCCCGCGCACAACAGAGGCGCUCUUCUGGUGGUGCAGUCCGCCCUCAUCAUUAUUGGCGUGGCCGUGGCAUCCUGGCUUUGUUUCGCAACCCUUUUCACCGAGAGCUCAAUGCAAUGGCGUUUUCCCAUAGCCUGCCAGAUACUAUUUUCGUUGAUCGUCCUCGUACUGUGCCCUUGGAUUGUAGAAACCCCUAGAUGGCUGGCGAAGCGCGGCGAGGUGGAUAAGGCGCGUUACAUCCUCUCGCGCCUGCUCGAUAGACCUGACGAUGAUCCGGAGGUGUCUGGCCAGCUGAACGAGAUCCUGGACGCCAUCGCUCUCGAGGAAGAAGAUGGCGAGCCUUCUUGGGGCGAGGUGUUCAGCAACGCGACAAAGUCUCGGAACUUGCAGCGAGUGUGCCUUGGCAUGGGCCCUUAUAUGAUGAACCAAUGGUCGGGCAUCAACGCUUUGUGCUACGUCGCCUUCACUCAAUACGCCGUCUUCUCGUGGCCUCCAUACUUCUAUAUUGACCGCAUCGGUCGUCGUUGGAGCAUCAUGCUGUCCUCGGCCGGUUGCGCCAUCUGCAUGGCUAUCGUGGCAGGCUGCCUCGCCGUGCGGACGUACACCAAUGCCGCCGCGGCCGUAGCCUUCAUGUUUCUCUACCUCGACUUCUUCACUUCCGGCAUCCUACCAGUAUCAUGGUCCUACUCGGCCGAGAUCCAGCCCCUCCGCGUCCGCAACAAAGCCACCGCCGUCGGCGUCUUCUCGCACUGGAUGUCAAACUUCGUCGUCGUCAUGGUCACCCCAAUCGGCCUCGACAGCAUCGGCGGCCACUACUUCUGGAUCUGGGCCAUCAUAUGCGCCCUCUUCAUCCCGCUGAUCUACUUCUUUGGCGUCGAAACUUCGGGCCGCUCGCUCGAACAAGUCGAUCAGAUGUUCUUUGACGAGCCGCGGCUGUGUAUGGGGUUGAGUCCGAAUCAUCGCCGCGUUAUACGGUCGUCGGCGGAGGAUGAGGAACAGAGGUACUCGACGUUUGAAAGGCUGCAUGAGAAGGUGAAGGGGGUGGAGGUGGUGGAAGAUGGAGCGACGAGGUGA
Diplodia corticola is the source of this 1473-nucleotide messenger RNA. RefSeq names its product sugar transporter stl1. Gene Ontology annotation, cellular component: membrane. The transcript has 11 exons. Gene Ontology annotation, molecular function: carbohydrate:proton symporter activity. Bases 1 to 1473 code for a protein of 490 amino acids. NCBI's taxonomy places the organism in Eukaryota, Fungi, Ascomycota, Dothideomycetes, Botryosphaeriales, Botryosphaeriaceae. Gene Ontology annotation, biological process: carbohydrate transport; transmembrane transport. The record is from RefSeq and is a predicted model, not a curated record.